Messenger RNA from Glycine soja, 1172 nucleotides. RefSeq names its product GDP-mannose transporter GONST3-like. Gene Ontology annotation, cellular component: Golgi apparatus. The record is from RefSeq and is a predicted model, not a curated record. Lineage: Eukaryota; Viridiplantae; Streptophyta; Magnoliopsida; Fabales; Fabaceae. Bases 127 to 1119 code for a protein of 330 amino acids. The transcript has a single exon. Gene Ontology annotation, molecular function: antiporter activity; GDP-fucose transmembrane transporter activity.
GCUAGCUGGGGAUACAAUUUUUUACUGUCUAAGACAUAACAAUUGAACAAAAUAUCUCUACCCAUACAAGAAAAGAAGUAGAAUUGAGAGAGGAAGUGACACUGUAAAAGAAAAAAGAAAUAAAAAAUGGGCAGUGAUGGUGAGGGAAAUUGGUACACUUCAUUGGCGCAUCAAAUUUCAAUGUAUGGUGUAGCUGCCGGUUACUGUUUAUCUGCAUCUUUGCUUUCCAUAAUCAACAAAUGGGCAGUGAUGAAAUUCCCUUUCCCCGGUGCCCUAACCGCCAUGCAGUACGCCACCUGCACCGCCGCUGUCGUCCUUUGCGGCCGCCUUAAGCUCCUCGAGCACGACCCCCUUGACCUUAAAACCAUGUGGCGGUUCUUGCCGGCAGCAAUACUUUUCUACCUCUCCCUUUUUUCCAACAGUGAGUUGCUCCUCCAUGCCAAUGUUGACACAUUCAUCGUUUUCCGCUCGGUUGUUCCCUUGUUUGUUGCUGUAGGAGAGACGUUGUUCUUGCACCAGCCGUGGCCGUUGACGAAGACGUGGGCCUCCCUGGCCACCAUCUUCGCCGGCAGCGUGCUCUACGUGAUAACCGAUUAUCAAUUUUCUUUUAUGGCUUAUACCUGGGCCUUGGCCUACUUGGUUAGCAUGACCAUAGAUUUUGUUUACAUAAAGCAUGUGAUUAUGACCAUUGGCUUGAACACAUGGGGUCUUGUGCUGUAUAACAAUCUCGAGGCUCUUCUGCUUUUUCCUUUGGAGCUGCUGAUUAUGGGUGAGUUGGAGAAGAUGAAGCGUGAGAUCAAACAUGAUUCUGAUUGGCACUCAUUCCAAGUCAUUUUGCCGGUGUUAUUGUCGUGCCUUUUGGGUCUUUCAAUCUCCUUCUUUGGAUUUUCUUGCCGCAGAGCGAUUUCCGCUACCGGGUUUACUGUCCUCGGUGUAGUGAACAAGUUGUUAACUGUAGUAAUCAAUUUGGUAAUAUGGGAGAAACAUUCAACAUGGGUGGGUACAGUGGGUCUUUUGAUUUGCAUGCUGGGUGGGGUUAUGUAUCAGCAAUCAACUAGCAAGCCGAAUAAUGCUGCAAAACAGGAAAAAGAGGAGGAACAACUGAAGUUAGUUGCUUGAGAUUCAAGUUAACAUCAUAUCAAUAAUAAAAUUAAUAAACCAAGGGAGGGAAA